AUGGGCCGCGGGCUUGGCGGCUGCCGGCUGACAGCCGCGCUCGACGGAGGCGGCGCUGCGGCGGUGGCUCUGCGCUCGCCCGCCGUGGAGGUCGCGCCCGUGCUGUUGCGUGCGAUGACUCGCCGGCUCGAGCUGCCGGGCGCAAACGCGAGCGCGGCGUCCGUGGCGGUCCACGCGAGGGUUGCUGCGGGGCGGGUGGGCGCUAGCGUGUCCGGCGGGGUCGCUCGCCUCCAGGCGGCGCCGAUGUGCGAGACGCGCGCCGAGGCGGCGGCGAGGGAGCUCAUGCUCGGCAGCGCCGCCCCUCGGCUGCCCCGCUCUUCGCUCCCUUCCACAGCGGCUCCAGCGCUCACCCGCCACGCCGCUCUCGCUGUAGGCGAGGGUGCGUCUUCGCUCGCUUUGCUGCCUCUCCUCGCCCGCCUCUCGCUCGACGGCGAGGAGAGGAGGUGGACGGGUACGCUCGGCUGGCGCCGCUCAGCGGAGGGAGCGAUCUCGAGCACCGAGCUGCGUUGCGAGCCGCGCCGCUGGCGGCUGCUCCGGCUCCUCGACGCGCGGCGGCGCGACGGGCGGACCGGAGCCGCCAGUUCGAAGCGCCGCGGAGGAGAGUGGAGCUGGACACACAGUGUCGGUGUCGCGGCGGUGCGGGCGGCGAACGGCGCCGCCAGCCCCCCCGCCGCUUCCGUCGCCCAGCGGGGGCCCGAGUGGGGGGGGCUCGAGCGGGGACGCCUCUCCAGCGCGCACGCCGCCCAAGGCCAGCAGCAGGCGCUGCACCACGCCGCAGAGCGCAGCCUUGGCGCGCAGCCGGCGAUCACGGGGCUGACCCUCGACGCGCGCCUCCGCGCCGCGCUAGGGCGCCGCCGCAGCGGCGGUGGCGGCGGCGCAGAGAUGAUCGUCACUCAGAGGACGGAGCUCGGCGACGCUGGCGCCGUCGAGCUGCAGGCGAGCUUGCCGCUCGACCGGGCGGCCGAGUCCGGAGACGGCCGCCGUGCGUCGACGGCUGUGCGCGCGGGCCUCUCCAUAGCGCUCUGA
Messenger RNA from Emiliania huxleyi CCMP1516, 1026 nucleotides. RefSeq lists its product as hypothetical. Bases 1 to 1026 code for a protein of 341 amino acids. The transcript is spliced from 8 exons. Lineage: Eukaryota; Haptophyta; Isochrysidales; Noelaerhabdaceae. The record is from RefSeq and is a predicted model, not a curated record.